UCUGGGUUGUCGAGUCGAGUCGAGACACAGGACACAGGCCAGAGGAAAAUUGGAUUAGUAUAAGCGUAUUUUCUUGACUGAAUUCACCAUAGUUCGGACUUUUCGCCUGCUCUUUGGUCGUUUUCUUCAGUCUUUUUAUUUAUUUAUUUCUCACUCCACGAUUGUUGGCUAGCUGCGCGAUCGAUCGAGGAAAAAAGUGUAAUUAAGCGUAGCAAGAAACGUAUCAGGCUCCGAGGCCUCCGUUAUGAGUGACUUAUCACCAAAUAUUUGUUUUGAUGCAUUAUCAGUGCUAAAUAAUAAUGUACAGCUGGUCGAAAAAGUGUGCAACAUAUGUGGAGCCUCACAUUAUACCCAAAAUUGUCCAGAAUUCGCCAAAGGAGAUCAUGUCCCGGAUAAGCCUUCGCUCAACCUCUCAAGGUCAUCGGUACCCAACGGGUUGCUCAUCAUGGACGGAGCGGACGGAACCAGUUGCGUAGUGACGUCACAGAAGUUUGCCAAAGGCACCCGCUUCGGGCCGUUGCUGGCGCAGAAAUCGUACGCACCGAUCAAGAACAUCCCGUUUCCGCUGGUGCUCUUCGCCACUCCCUGCUACUACGGGGGCAGUUCGGUGGCCAACGAGCUGGACUUUGAUCUGCAGACCCUGUUCAAUGGACGCAACGUAUAUCUGGACACCAGGAACGACAACAAGUGCAACUGGAUGAUACAUGUCAGCCUGGCGCGGUUUUCCAACGAACAGAACUUGAUUUGCUACCAGGAAAACGAUGAAAUUUACUACACAGCUAUAAAAGAUAUAGAGCUAGGGGAUAUACUACGCGUGUGGUAUUCACGUAACUAUGCAGCUAAAAUCGGUGCGGCCCUGCUCGAUCCGAGUCCAUUUGAUGUGUGCAAUAAUAUUCUUCGAUCGGUUAGUUUGGACUACGGUUUCGAUCUGGAUCCGCACCAAGGCUACAGCGACAGUUUCCCUUCAACAUCCGGUGGACAGCUGUCGACCUCGGCCUCCUCGCUAAUGAUCGGUGGUGGAAGCGAUAUGAACAACAAUACCAGUGUCGGAAUGGGAGGAGCCGGACUCUGUUCAACGGUGGCCGAAAUGGGCUCCAACUACGACAAGAUCUCAUUGCCACCGAUAGACAGUCUAAUGAAAACUACAUCACCGAAAUACACCAAUCACUAUAGUAUGUUUGACAUCGACUUGAUUGCACCUCCGAAUCCACACCACUCGGGAUCACCAUGCGACGAUUUCAGCGCAUUCGGUAGCCCAUCUACUUCGCAAAUGCAUCAUCAUUCUAGUCAACAAUCUGCCAUGGCACAACAAUCACACACGCUCCAUUCGCACAUUGUGAACAUACAGCAGCAGUCACCUCAACAAACAAUGCAGCACCAGCAUCAGCAACAACAGCACCAGCAGAUGCUGCACUCUGCCUUCACUGGUUAUCACACUCUUCCCGAGGACACGCUGAGUCCUGCCGAUCUGAUCAACAUUUCACUCGGAGCCAGUGACGUUAACAUAGAGUUCGAUACCUUCGGAACCGGCAACUUGAUGGGAGCCUAUGAUGGGGGUAGCAACAGUGGCAGCAAUCUCGGCGAUUCCGGCAUAAGCAUCAGUGGCACCAGUCAAACCGUGGACAAACUGCACAGCCGAUACUCGUCAUCGACGGAUUCGUUGGCCACAAUCAACGACAAUCUGGCCAUGGUACCUAUUCCGACAGUGAGCUCGGUUCCGCCCGGUGGUGGUGCUUCGACUAGUGCCGAUCCGGACGCCGACAAGAAGUUCCCUUGCGAGAUUUGUCUCCGAAAGUACAUGACCAAGUCAAAUUUGGACAAGCACAUGCGGAAGCAUAAUCUGUUUUUGUGCGUUUUCUGUAUGAAGCUAUUCCAACAAGCGGAUGAGCUCAAGGAUCACGAGUGUUCGGAGCGCAAGUCGAAAACCACCUAUCUGCACUGUCCGAAAUGCUUGAAGGUGCUGUCCAACUCGUGGUCCCUACAGCGUCACAUGAAGAUUCACAAGGAUCCCAACGAAACGGUCGUGUUGAACAGCGCCGAAGAGUCGGUUGAUAAAAUUUUUAUGGAACCAAAAGAGGAAUCGAUUUUCGAUGAACUCGACUAUUCACAGCUGGACGAUUUGAAGCCGAGCCUCGAUGCGCUGGACGUCGUUCGGAAUGAUAUCAUGAUAGUUGAUGAUGUGAGCAAUGUCACUUUGAUCGAGCCGGAACCGAUAAUAGUGCAGAACAUGGAAAUUGAACCAGUAGAGUGUACGAUCGUCAAACCUCAACCAUCAGUGGUCACGUUACCUAGUAUCCCAUCGAUCCCGAUCACCAACACAAGCUCGAGCAAAGACAUGAUCACCGAUGUGCAGGCUGCAAACGGAAAACAGCUGUACAAGUGCAUUGUUUGUGCCAAACUGUUCAAAAAUCCAAAUGCUUUGGAGAAACAUCUCAGAAAGGUUCACACUGUAUACACCGUCUCGAAUGACUACAAGUCCGAAAAAAAGGUACUGACUCAAAUCAAUCAGAAGAAAACUUCUCCAAUCAAACCAGCUAUUGCUAAAGCUCUGGCAACUAAACUUACUCAGAAAAAUAAGAAAAUCGAGUCUACUGAACCGACUCCACCGGUACCUGCACCAAUAAUCCCCGAGCAACCGAUCCACGUACCUCGUCAAUACAACAAAAAGAAACAACCGACAAAAGCUACUCCCCCGCCUUAUCAACCGUCAGUGAACUCGAUCGCAGCGACAGAUACCGGAACGAUCGUUCCGGGCGGGGCAAACGCAAACGCAGCUGCUUCCAACAAAUCUCACAGCAUCAUCAUAAUCUCGAACCUCGAGUUGACCAACAACAACCUGAUCGAUACUAGUCAGCUAUUUUUGAACCAAAACGGCAACGCUCUAGGUAAUAAGAUAGACGUUAAAGUAUUAAACUCCACCGACAAGUUACCAAAGUUGGUUCCGAUCUCGAACCAUGGCACACAUCACUUUCAUCAACCGACAGCGCUUCUACCGACAUCGAUUAUCCCGGCUUCAGCAAAUGGGUCACAAACCACCAUUGUACCAACUAGUCAAUACCAGAACGUUUCGAUUCCAACGCUGCAAGCCAACGCCGGCACGGAAGUGAUCCUGGAAGGCUACACCGGAGGCACCGAAAAUGGCGCAAUACUGGACAACACCAACCAACACCAGUUGAUCAACGCAGCUUCCACGUUCGUCAGCAAUGCUGGUGAAGUGAUCGCAGGGGACACGCAGAUGAUCACCCUCUCUCCCAUCAAAAACAGUCUCGGUGAGAACCAUCAGCUGAUGUCCGUUGACGAACAUCAAUCCGGAAACGCUAGUUUUCUCCAUUCCGAGGAUCUCUCUGCGGACGCUGCUUACGAUAACACCAGUAACCCCUGCUGCGACGAGGACAGCGACAGCGGAAACCCUGCUAACCAAACAUCUUCAUCCUGCUCGUCGUCCUCCGCCACCAGCUAUCCGUGCGAGGAGUGCGAUCGCGUGUUUCCGAAGAACUACCAGCUGAAGCGGCACAUGGAGAUCCACGAUAGCACCUACUACAUGUGUCCCUACUGUGACCGAUCGCCGCUCAAGGCUAAAACCUCGGUCCGGAAGCACCUUAAUACGGUCCACCCGGAACGGGCUCCACCGAAGGAGGAAAUGAACAAAUUCAUCGCCACGCUCGUCGUCAAGGAUGAGAAAAUACUGGGAGAGUUGUACGCCAAAAACGAGCGUAAAAUAAGGAACAAAUGCGCAAAGCUGCAGGCCAAGCAACUGCAGCAACAGCAACAACUGCAAAAGCAGCAGCAACAGCAACAACAACAGAAUCGAGUGAUUGUAGCGAGCACACCUGUACUGAAUCAGGUGGAAGAACAGCAGCACACCAUCACACCGGAAGAUAUGUUGAAUGUAUACCCGAGCAGCAGCAACAAUAGCAGCGACGUUGGAAGAAGUGUAGUAGGAGAUCAACCAGGCGGAGGACAGUCUGUGUCGGUAGUCUACGAACCGGUCAAGGAUGGUGGUAAGAUUGGCAACGGGACUAAUGUAAUUGUAGAAAUCAAGAGUGAGGAAGGGGACAGUGUGUUGAAGCGGAAAUCGGAUGAAGUGCUUGGUGCGAUACAGCGAGGAAAUGGUUCGACCUCGACCUUCGAUGACAACAAGAGGGUUAAGAUGGUCGAUGUCGGUGGUCGACAGGAGGUACGAUACAUUGCCACGGCUACGGCAACUACCACAACAGCCGGCGGCGGCAUAAAUGGUGCCCUGAAGUACAUGCGGAAGAAGUCGGUCGGCAUUGGCGAAGGCAGCAGCAGUAGCGGCCAGGCGAUGCAUCCUCCCAGUGGCAGCAAUGGAACGAUGGACAAUCAGAUGAUUCUGGACAACCUGUUCGAUAACAUUUCAAUCGAAAACUACGAAUUCGACGAUAAUACAUCGAUCCAGUCGUACAAUUUGAUCGACGAAAGGUUCAAAACGUCGUUCGAUCAAAUCCAGGAGAAGCUGGACGCUGAGCUGUCCUUCGACGAAGAGCAAAUCAAGUGGCAGAACAAUCUGAUGACGAACGAUUCGUCCAACGAAAUCGGCGACAAGCUACUCAAUGUUGAGGAAAACAUUAUGUUAAUCUAGUUUCGUUCCGGUUGCGGAUAGGGACCGAGUGGGGAGAGCAGAAUGACCUUAUUUAAAUGUCAGUUUUGUUUGCGUUCUUAAUAUUUUAUCACUGUGUAGUAGCAUCGUCACACUCGUAUAGUGGUGGUACUUUGAAAAACUUUUCUCUCUCUCCGUACACCAGUUUUCUGCUUAAACUACCCGAUAGAUUCAUAUAUUUAUUAUUUUUAUGAUAUAUUUAUUUAAACAAAAAUUGGAAGUGAGGAAACGUCAAUUGUGUGAAUGUUCAGUAUGACAGCAAGAAUUAAGGCAUAACUGCCUUUGAUUGAAAGCUAGGCUCUAAAAUACCUAAACGAAAAUAAAACAAUUUCUAAGAUAAGUUCUAUUUAUCUGCUAAAUUAUGAGUCAAAAACAAAAAAAAACUUUCGUGAUUGUGCGUGCCUGUUUUAUUGUCGAAUAGAGAGGGGGGAAACUUAACCACUCUCACUAAAUUUAUAGAACUAUUGAAUGGUGAAUAGCAUCCAAACAAAAAAGAGGGCACGCGCUAUUCAAACUACGCAGCAGGUACUGCACUUACUUUUAUACAUGUUUCGAAAUACUUUGCUUGCAUUAAAAUACAACAAAAACAACCCUAGAAGCUUUAUGCGUUUGGAAGAAUAUUGUUUCUAAAACAGGUUAACGUCACUUCGUUGAACCAUGGUAAAGUAAAAUUUUAGGCACUGCACUGUUAAAAGUUAAAAAUAAUACUCAAUUCAGUCUAAAAAAUGUUUCCUUGGCGUUUGUUUUAAUUCGUUUAUGAAUUUUGUUUUAAUAAUUUGUGCUUAUUUCGAAAAAAAUAAAUUCCAAAAUUUCUAUUCAGCAAUAUUUAUGUUCCCACUUUACCACGGUUCGAUGAGAAGCUUAUACUGAAAUCGCAUUCUUUAACUUACUGCUGGCGUUCUUUUCUUCAAAUGCAUAUUUCAAUGCCACAAUCAGUAGCUGAACAUAAUUGAACAGAGAGCGACAAAAUCGAAUUAUAGAAAAAAAAAAUCGAAUUUAGUCAGAUCUAUGAUAUUGUAUCCAACUAGCCUAUAUGAUUAGGAAAUUAGCGACAAACAAAAACUGAGAGGCAGGCAGCUUAGCACAAUUUUUUUUAAACACAAGAAAAUAGUAAAAUAUGACAACGACACCAAGUGCCAUUCUUGAAGAGGAUUUCCCAACGAUUAGGAAAACAAAAGGUAUGGAGAUACUAAACGGAAAAUUUAUGAAUACCGAGUGCCUUGUUACACCGGCCAAGAAAAUGUAGAUGAAUUCUUGAAACUAUUUUCUUACUAACGAAAAGCACAAUUACUUGCGUGAAGAGGAUUACGAAAUGAAGGUUAAAAUAGUGUAGCAGGAUGGCGAAACGGCCAAGAAUGGAUGAAUCUCCCCGUAAGAAAGGAAAGUCGAAACAAACUAAUGCAAUUGUAUAGAGAAAAUUGUGAAUAUAGAGAGAUUGUAAGAAACGUGCAACUGAAAACCAAAGCUGGAAUGAUUGUUGUUAAACCGUGUACUGUUAAUAUUACCCAUAUCAACGCAUAAUUGAACUAUGUAUUGUUUAUUCAAGUUUGCUCUCCUUACAAAAUAUCGAAAUAUCGGAAAAAUCCAAUCACAAACAAUAAGCAUAUAAUGAAAAAGCAAGACUUAGUGUUAAGCACCGAUGACCAAGAGAGAUUAUACGCAGGGGGUCAUUUCCGCUUUCUGUUUCCUUACAACAGAAAAAAAAGAAGAACGGAGGACCAAACCUCACACAUACCAGUGUUUUACUAUUGUUUCAUCAAAUGGUUUCAUUUAAGCCAACUUUUCUUGCAUGUGGUAGAUAGUAGCAAACCCGCGAGCUUUUGGUUUUUUUAUUUUAACUUAUUGCGCAAAGUGCUAUUUAUGGUUUCUGUAGAAAAUUCCACAUACGGCAGCAUAUAGGAAAACAAAACUUCACAAACAUUCAAAAUGAGAAGGACUAAUUGAUGAUAUGUAAUGAGAAUUUUAACAAAAGGAAAAAUACAUUUUCGAGAAAAUGCAAAUGAAACGCAGCCUCUUAACGAAACGCAAAGACAAAACCAAUUUAAGAGAGCAAUAUAGAAAGAAAUACAAAACCAAUCCAAAGCAUAUAUAGCAAAAGGGAAAACAAAACAUACUUUCGUGCUAAAUCGAAUCGAAAACUUGCGUUUUUAGAGAAAGCAAGGCUAGAUAGCGCUGGCUGGCAAGGCCACAAACAGAGAGAGCGAGACGAUUAUUUAUAUAAAAUAAUAAUGAAGAAAAAAAAAAUCAAGAAUGAGAUGCAUAUUAGAGUGUAAUAAGUUAUAAUUUGUUGUUCACGUCGUGUGUAAUUCUUAUACCUUAAACCAAAACCCCCAACAAAACAUGAAGCUUUUUCUUUAUGGUUAUACAUUUUUUUCCUGUGCAACAUGAAUGAUAGUAAUAUCUCUAUUGGAAUA
Messenger RNA from Uranotaenia lowii, 7032 nucleotides. RefSeq lists its product as uncharacterized. Gene Ontology annotation, cellular component: nucleus. Lineage: Eukaryota; Metazoa; Arthropoda; Insecta; Diptera; Culicidae. Bases 245 to 4600 code for a protein of 1451 amino acids. The transcript is spliced from 7 exons. Gene Ontology annotation, molecular function: RNA polymerase II transcription regulatory region sequence-specific DNA binding; protein binding. The record is from RefSeq and is a predicted model, not a curated record. Gene Ontology annotation, biological process: regulation of transcription by RNA polymerase II.